Molecule: messenger RNA, 1149 nt
Organism: Aspergillus pseudonomiae
Lineage: Eukaryota; Fungi; Ascomycota; Eurotiomycetes; Eurotiales; Aspergillaceae
Product: putative GPI-anchored cell wall protein Pst1
Exons: 3
Coding region: 1-1149 (382 amino acids)
Biological process (GO): fungal-type cell wall organization
Cellular component (GO): fungal-type cell wall; plasma membrane
Source: RefSeq, a predicted model, not a curated record
AUGAAGUCAAGACAUUUACGGUCAAUUUCUGGGCUUUUGCUGGGUGGGACGGGGGUUUUGGCUUCGAAUUCAUGCUCGGGAAACCUGAGGAUAUCUUCCCAAUCCGACGCCGACGCCCUCAAGGACUGUGAAACCAUCAACGGCCCGGUCACUGUCUCCUCCUCCUCCAGCGGUACCAUCAAUAUCCCCGAACUCCAAGACGUUAGAGGCCCGUUCACGGUCGAGGGAUCGUCAAAUCUCAAUGCCGUCACCGCGAGCAAUUUGCAAUCCGUCAGUGGGCCACUCACGAUCAGCGGUAAUGGGGCGCUGAACAGUAUUUCAAUGUCGAAUUUGCAGACUGUCGGGGGUGAGCUGAAGGUUCAGGGGAAUGAGGGGUUGAAGGAGCUGAAGUUGGAUAAUUUGGAGAGGGUUAAUGGGGAUUUGACCCUGGAUGGGGACUUCGACCGGAUAUCGCUUGGGAAUCUGGACAAUGUCUACGGCAAAACAAGUAUUCAGAGCUCGGGCUCGUUUCAGUGCUCGAGUCUGGAUGAGCUUAAGUCGGACAAUGGAGCGUUCAGGGGCUCGUUCUCUUGCAAUGAAAAAGGGUCGGGGCUUAGCUCCGGCGCGAAGGCCGGUAUCGCUAUCGGUGUCAUACUCGGUGUUAUUCUCCUCGCGCUCCUCAUCUGGCUCUGCAUACGUCGAAAAAGGAAACAAAAACGGAAGGAUGCAGCCCUCGCUGGCCUCACUGCUGCUGGCGCCGCAGGGGCGGUAGGGAAGGAUGUCGAGAAAGCUGAGAAUAAAGUGCCUGCUGCUGUCUCCAAUAGUUCCCCGUCCAGCCAUGAGCCACCAAGUCCGCCGUCUGAUACCGAGGUGGUGGCGGCGAGUAAUAUACCCAGAAAGCCUCUUUCUCCACCCCCGCCAGCAUCGGUACCUGCAGCGUUGGUGCCUGGCGAUCGGUCUUCGAGGGUUCUUUCCAACCCGGAUGACCCAUCGUUGUUUCUGCAGGCGAUGCCGAGGCGGAGACCUUCAGAGUCGGAGGUCCCCAUGUUGGAUAGCGAGAACGUGCAUGAGGCGCCGGCGCCUGAAGUUGGGAGGCAACAGGAGGGGUUGUUUGAGCUGGAUGCUGGGCCUGUGAGUGGUAGGCAUCAGCAGGCUAUACAUCAUGAUUGA